GCAUUAUUGAUGAAAUGAUAUUGCUGGUGUAGAAAAAAAGCCUUCUCUGCUUCUCUGACCAGUCUGUGUUGUGUACCAAAGGGAAAGCGAAGAUCUUCUCUACAAGAUUUUCCAUGGGUUUCUGAUUUGGCGAUUGGGUGCCGCACGGAGCUAAGGACCUUCCUAUCGAAUCAGAUAGUGGUGAAUGGGAGGACUACUUCUUAUAUGGACAUUCACAACCACCUUGCUUAUGGCUUUGAGCUUUCAUGGUUGAACUCAUAUUUCAACGAUGGGGAUCUCUGCUUCAUCAACUAUUCCAACGAGAUGCAAUGUGGUCCGUGGGAUUUGCCUCCACCAUUAAUGAUUUUCUUGGACAUAAUAUCCCUUUUAACACCACUUGGGCUGGCAGCACAUGCAUGACUAAAAUUUAUAUUGGGGACUCCAUUUGUAGUUGCUUUUUUAAUCUAUAAAUGGCGAAGGCGUCAUUUAUCAAUGUAUAAUUCUAUUGAGGAGUUUCUUCAUACACAAAAUAACCUCAUUCCUAUAAGAUACUCAUUCAGAGAGAUAAAAAAGAUGACCCGAAAUUUCAAGAACAAAUUAGGUGAAGGAGGUUAUGGUUCUGUAUUCAAAGGAAAGCUUCGUAGUGGUCGUAUUGUUGCAGUUAAGAUAUUGAGUAAAUCCAAAGGAAAUGGGCAAGACUUUAUCAAUGAAAUUGCUACAAUUGGAAGAAUUCAUCAUGUUAAUGUUGUUCAUUUGAUAGGCUUUUGUGUCCACUCCUCAAAACAUGCUCUUGUGUAUGAUUUCAUGGCUAAUGGAUCUUUGGAAAAAUAUAUAUUUUCUCAAGAAGGAGGAGUUAUCUCAUUAAGUUGCAAGCAAAUUUUUGAAAUUUCACUUGGCGUGGCACGUGGAAUUGAGUACAUGCACCAAGGAUGUUACAUGCAAAUUUUACACUUUGAUAUUAAACCCCACAACAUUCUCUUGGAUGAAAAUUUUAUUCCAAAAGUUUCUGAUUUUGGGUUAGCAAGAUUGUGCCCAUUAGGAAAUAAUACUAUGUCCCUAACUGCAGCAAGAGGAACCUUAGGAUACAUAGCACCAGAGCUAUUUUACAAAAAUAUUGGAGGAGUUUCUAAUAAAGCUGAUGUGUAUAGUUUUGGAAUGUUACUGAUGGAAAUGACAGGUAAAAGAAAAAAUAUAGACGCACUUGCAGAAAAUACUAGCCAAAUUUACUUUCCUUCAUGGGCACAUGAUCAAUUAAGUCAAGGAAAAAAUGUAGACGUAGCAACAACAGAUACAGAUGGCGAAAUUUCAAAAAUUAUAAAGAAGAUGAUUAUAGUAGCAUUAUGGUGUAUACAACUAAAGCCAAGUGAUCGCCCUACAAUGAACAAAGUCAUAGAAUUGCUUGAAGGAGAAGUUGAAUGUCUACAAAUGCCUCCUAAGCCUUCCCUAUGUGAAUUAGAGAAGCCGAUUGAGCAUGUCCAAGAAACAUUGUAUUCAGUUGAGUCAACAAUACCAUCAUUAACACUCCCAAGAUAAGUUCAAAUCUACAUCCAAACGAUUGGCAUUUGCAGCCUUUGCACUAUUUUUUAAAAAAAUUUUUUAUAGAUAUUGUUGGUUUUUAUCUUUGCUAUGUGCAAAAUAUUAUUGCAAGCUUGGAAGAAUUUUUUUUUUAUAGGUAAUUUGUGUGACAAUAAAUAAUAGAUUGAGUAGUUAAAUUAAUAUUUCAAAUAGAAGCAAUCAGUCAUAGUAUAUUUUAUUGUCAUUUGUGAUUUAUUUUUUCUAAUGUGUAAGUAUAUUUUGUUUUCUUGAUUUAACUCUGAUUUGUAGGAUUGAGAUCAAUUCUUAUAUAAAUAUCAUUUGAUGUAAAUUAAAUUCUAUAU
Humulus lupulus (European hop) is the source of this 1856-nucleotide messenger RNA. Its product is annotated as rust resistance kinase Lr10-like. Lineage: Eukaryota; Viridiplantae; Streptophyta; Magnoliopsida; Rosales; Cannabaceae. The transcript has 5 exons. The coding region runs from base 472 to 1512 and encodes 346 amino acids. The record is from RefSeq and is a predicted model, not a curated record. Gene Ontology annotation, biological process: protein phosphorylation. Gene Ontology annotation, molecular function: ATP binding; protein kinase activity.